This is a messenger RNA of Aspergillus steynii IBT 23096, 1533 nucleotides long. RefSeq names its product Hsp70 family protein. The record is from RefSeq and is a predicted model, not a curated record. Lineage: Eukaryota; Fungi; Ascomycota; Eurotiomycetes; Eurotiales; Aspergillaceae. The coding region runs from base 1 to 1533 and encodes 510 amino acids. The transcript is spliced from 9 exons.
AUGGUCUUCUGCUUUUGGAAGUCGGGAUCAAAGAGUACUGGAGAAAUUCGCAUUGGCAUAGAUCUCGGUACCACCUACACUGGCGUAGCCUUCUCUUUCAAGGGCUUGUCAAACAGGGCACAAGUGAUUGAUGACUGGCCCGGUAGCGAAGAACCUAAGUCCAAAGUGCCUAGCACCAUCGCCUAUCAGGGUAAGAAGAUCUCUUGGGGCUACGAAACUGCUUCUCUAGACGAGGAGAAUGUGGUCCGCGCGAUCAAGCUCCUCCUCGAUAGCGAGCAUGACACAGACUACGAGCCUGCGGUGGAAACUAAGCUCCUGCUCAAGGGGCUGAGUAAGAAGCCUGUCGACGUGGCUGCUGAUUACCUGAAGGCGCUCGUCAAGUAUGCCCAGUCGGCGACACUGGGAAGGCUCGGUAAGGCGGCGAAGAAGAUGGAUAUGAAGUAUUGUUUCACCAUGCCUCCUCAUUGGCCGAGUCCAGCAGUUGCUGCCUUGAAGCAAGCAAUUAUCAAGGCUGGGAUUAACAAAAGGACGAAUGGAAUCGUGCUCACGAGGAUAGGCGAAUCUUUCGGAUCAGAAAUGCUAGACGAUCUCUUCAAAGCUCUCCUGAUCAAGCUUUUUGGGUAUGAAGUCUACUCCGGACUUCCGUCAGAUACUCGUAAGGCAGCAAUGCGCCACUGGCGAGACAUCAUCAAGCCAAGCUUCGGACAGAGUGAUGGCAAUGACUCGACAUAUCUGGUGCCAAUGCCCGGUGUCAAAGAUGAUCCCUCUUUUGGGGUCAAAGACGGUUAUUUGUCGAUAGAGAGAUCUCAGGUUCAGGGCAUCUUUGAUCCCGUGAUCGAGAAGGUCAAGAACCUGGUCGCUACCCAGAUUAGCAAGUCGAAAGCCCUGGAGCGAAAGAUCCAGGUUAUCGCUUUGGUCGGCGGGUUCGGUUCGUCUAAAUACCUGUUCCACGAGCUGAAGGCGGCAUAUCCGCGGCUCCAGAUCAUGCAACAAGACAAUGCCUGGGCUUCUGCUGCACGUGGAGCUGCUCUGACUGGACUUCGUAAUGAGUUUGACAAGGCCCGAAUUGCAACCCGUAGCUAUGGAAUUCUAUAUACAACGCGUUAUGACCCCUUGAAACAUCAAGGAGAAAAGGUGUACUGGGACGAUCUUGACGAAAGAUGGAAGGUCCCUGACCGAAUGCGGUGGUUUAUCAAAAAGGGCGAUGUCAUAAGACCAAACAAGCGGAUUGAACAUCGGUUCCAACGCAUCUUCAACAAAAAUUCAAAAAUGUCAGGAAAUGACAAUAUCUAUGUCUGUGACAAAGAUACGCCACCAGAGAAAUAUAAUGGAAACGAUGUCAAGAAGCUUUGCAAACAGAGGUGGAACUUUAGUUCUAUUCCGAAGUCGGAACUUGACAAGGCCACGAACUCCCAAGGUGUCCGGUACUAUAAGGUGCAUUAUGAUAUCGUCAUGAUUCCAGGCUGUGCCACCUUAAUGGUUGAUGAUGAAAUUGACGGGCGGUCUUAUGGAAAGAUUUACACUGAUUUUUAG